Molecule: messenger RNA, 4206 nt
Organism: Acinonyx jubatus (cheetah)
Lineage: Eukaryota; Metazoa; Chordata; Mammalia; Carnivora; Felidae
Gene: CA3H2orf68
Product: chromosome A3 C2orf68 homolog
Exons: 4
Coding region: 111-611 (166 amino acids)
Source: RefSeq, a predicted model, not a curated record
UCGGGGCGGGUCCAGGGCCGGGGGCCGGAAGUCGGGGUGCGAAGCUCGCCAGGCGGGAGGGCGGCCGUUGGGGCCGUUGAUUCGCGGCGGCUCCGACCCCAAGGCUCCAGAUGGAAUCGACGCCGGAUCCCGGGCCGGGACUCUGCUGCAAGCCGGGCGGGCGUCUGGACAUGAGCCACGGCUUCGUGCACCACAUCCGACGGAACCAACUCGCCCGGGACGACUAUGACAAGAAGGUGAAACAAGCAGCCAAGGAGAAGGCGAGGAGGCGGCACACGCCGGCGCCGACGCGGCCCCGAAAGCCCGACCUGCAGGUGUACCUGCCGCGACACCGAGAUGGCUCUACCCACCCAAGCAAUCCAGACUGUGAGGAAUCCGGUGAAAGCAGCAGUAGUGGCAGCUCCGAGCCAGAGCCUUCUGGCCAUCAGCUCUUCUGUUUAGAAUAUGAGGCAGACAGCGGAGAGGUCACCUCAGUUAUCGUGUAUCAGGACGAUGAUCCAGGAAGGGUGAGUGAGGAGGUGUCAGCACACACGCCUCUGGACCCACCCCUGCGAGAGGCCCUCAAGUUGCGCAUCCAGGAGGAGAUUGCAAAGCGCCAGAGCCGACAUUGACCAGACUGAAGGCAUUCUCAACAGGCUGGAUUCACUGCCCAGGGAGCUCACUCCUGGUUUGGGGGUGCCAAGACCAGUUUGAACUGAUCUCGAGACACACACACACACACACACACACCGACACACCCCAAGCUGACACAUCCAUAGGAAUAAGGUCUUGCAGGGACAAGCCUGGCCACCUCCUUUGCAGCCAUUCUUUCUUGUAUCUUGGCCCAUUUGACCAGCCUAGUAUUCUGGAAUUCAAAAAUUUUGUUUGGCUAGCUUGGCGUCCUGGAAGCAGAGAUUCCAGGGAGAACUGAGGUUUAUAAUAGCUUGUGCUAACAUGCUGCUUUCUUACUGAGGUCAGAUGCCAUAGGACACCUAGCUGCUGCACUCCACCCAGCUCACUGAACUGUGUUUGUUGCUUCAUGGUUCCUUUGUUCCUAGCUUCUCACUUCCAUCCACGUUUUCCUAGGUCUUUUUUUUUCAGCUGUUUCUUUGUUCUUUCCAUUCUCUCCUCUUUUGGUCUCAGAAUCCAUGAGUUCCACCCUACCUCCCAAUAUGACUGUGCACCUCCCAACUGCUCAGGACUGUGGAGGUGGGGAGUUCUGCAGGUCUACCUUGUGGACAAGCUCUCCCACUUACUCUGAUACCAGUGAAGUGGGAGAUUUUCAUUUUGCAGAUUGCAUGGCUUUUGCAGAUUCCUCUCACACCCCCCUGCUUUGCACUGUCUAGAUAGAGCUAGAAGAUGAUGGCAGAACUAAACUGCAGGGGUUCCCUGCAGCACAACCUGCCUUGGUUAUGGCUACAGGAUUCCAGUUUUCAGCCUCCCCAGCUGUGAACAGACCAUCCUCUGCUCAGGCUAGAGAGGGAUCAGCAAAACAAGCUUGAAACGACUCUCCCAAUGUGAUAUAACAGUCUUGAAUGUACAUACAAAGGGAAAUUCAACAUAAGCAAUAAUUGCCUAUUGGGAGCCGUAGUUGCAAAAAAGAAGAAGAGGAGGAGGAGGAGGAGGAGGAGGAGGAAGAAAAGGCCCAAAGGGCAGUAAAAUGAGCCUCUUUCCUCUGCCCUUCCCCUGCCUCAGUCUUUUUCCUUUCCUAUCUCCCAAGAGUAUAUAAACUGAGAUCCUUAGACUAAAUAUCCUAGAAAUAUCACUGCUUUCACCUCAGUGAACAUUCUCCCUAAUGCAGGGUUAGGUUGAGAUCUGAGAAGUCCACAAGACGUCCUGUGCACUGCAGUUCCAAGCCACUUCAGAUUUCCAGCAACUGACCUGACCUCAGUGACUUGAAGUAUGGGGUUUAAGUGAGCCCAUGAACACUAAGACUUCUUGAAACCAAAGUCCCCCUGCCCUGGGGGUUUCUCUACAUCAGGGUCUCAAGAUUAGUCUGGCCUUUCCAUCUCAGCAGCUUUUCUCUUAAAGGACACCUGAGGGCACUGUUGGUUUGUGCCCUACACCCCUGAAGAUCUACCGCCUCAGGAAUGGGGCAAGGCAGCUACUUAAACUACAUCAUUAGAAUCUAGCAAGCCACAGCUUGCAGUACUGGAGGAAUUCUGGGAAGGUGAGUGAGGUGGAUAAGUUAGGCCAGGGACCAGAAGGUUCCUGACCCACAGAGCUGGCCUAAGGUUAAAUGCCUUAACUUGCCAGUCCUGGGCUCGGUUCUACUUUCAGAGGAGAAAGUCUGCCCUCUACUUAACUCAGCCUGGCUGGAAGUGCCUUUUGACUUCUAAUGUUAAGUACCCUCCAGAGCCUCCCAGGUCAGGGAGGCUGUGCCAUACUCUAUCCCCAAUCUUCCUGCAGCUCAGAGGACUGGGGAUUUUAGUCUUCCAGCUCUUCAACUGACCUUCCUACUUGGACAUAGGAUUUCACUGGAACUCUUAGGCUUCCUAGUCUGGAAAUACUUUUUGCAUCUGUCUUCUCACAACUGGAUGGCCUGUUUCACGGAUUUAUUACAGAAUUUAGAAACAAGACCAGAAGAAGAGGUUGGGGGCAUGGCACCUGAAAUUUUAGCCUCCAUUCCUGUUUGUGAGAAGGGAAGUGUGUACUUAUUGUGACCUUUUAUGUGUUUGUCAUGUAAUUCUCACACUCUCAGGUAAGAGACUCACAGGAACUUCUUGUUUGUGAGCUUUUUUCUUGAGGCAUUUUGCUUACCAAGUGCAUAUAAAAUAUUUUCCACCCAAGAAAGCAUCCUAACUCUUAGCUAAUUUAAGCAGCAGGACUAGAAACCACUAAGUCUGGUACUGAAAUGAGAGGUUGUCCUCUAGGGGAGGCCUGUUGGUGAUGCUGCUGCCACUGCUCCAGAUGUGCCUGAAAUGCUUCUCUGGUGACGGCCUUCUACCAGCUGACAGCCUUCUAGCUCAGGCUCUUUGCUUGUUGCCACCCUUCAGCGGGGCUCCAUGAUGGUACUGGCACCAUUUAGUGUAUUCACCAGACUUGCCUCCAGACAUCUUCCGGCAGUUUUCAAAAAUCAGUGCUUCGCCAUCAAGGAGCAUGUUCCAGAGCAUUUCCCAUGGGCUCUAGAGAUGUCACAGAGAGGUCUGCCAUGGCUAUUUGGUACAGUGGCAACCAUGUCGGACUAACUGGAGCUUUCUGGCAGGCUGCUUCAGAAUCAAUUCUAAUUUGACUAGGUACUUUUUUGGCUGUCUAAAAAAAAAAGUCUGGGAGCCUCAUAGACCUAUCUCACGCCCAUGAAUGUUCUUACCGAGGGUAGGCCUUGGAGUUUAAGGGUUUGUGUUUCCUGGGCCAUGAUGGCUGAUAUUAUAAAUAGAAGGAAUCUGGAUUUUUUAGGGGCUUUCGGCUGUAUAAGAGUAAACACUAGAGUUUGAGUUCUAGCCAGUUGGCAAGCAUAGAAGUCUUUGUAGAAUGUAAUGCAAGAAUGGAAAAGAAGAACGUAAAGCUUUUUGUACUGAGUGUAGGAGUCUGUGGAGCUUGGCCAGCCGGUAGGACCAAUGUGGGCAAUAACAAACACUUCUCCCUGUGGAUGAGACUCUGAAAGGGGCAUUCCACCUUCAUGAUCCACUCUGCAAGACACUGCCAACUGGAGAUCAGCCCGUGGGCUGGAAGAAACCGUUUGGGGUAGUGACUAUCCAGCCUGCUGUGCAUUUGCCAGGAUGCGUGGAUAGUAGAGUAGUGGAUCCCCAGCCGGUUCCCAAGUGUAACUGAGGCCCUUGCAUAUAGGAAGAGGAAGGAGGACAAUUCUCUUCCUACCUCUGAGCCUUCUGGGAGAAUCAGCAUGGAAUGUUGACAAUUAUUUGAAACAUUUUAAGCCCCCUCAUUGAAUUCCUGCCCUGUCCCUGAGAAAUCAGAUGGCCAAGACGCCAUAGGCACGUACCCCAAAUUUCUCCAGUAGUUAGAGUGACGCUAGAAGUAAAAACCUGAGUAAAUGGCUCCUUUGCCUUCUCAGUGCCACCAGAUGAGAGGUUGGUUGCUCAACUGGUUGAGUUGUGGUGUUAAAUGUGUAACAAGCCAUCUGUUCUUCUGUUUCCUCAUUUCCAAUGUUUCUUCUGUGUGGAUGGAUUAAUGAAGUGAAGUGUGCAAAUUAUUUGAAAAUCCUGGAAGAAAGGUACUUUUCAAAAACAGUAUUCUUUUUGAGCAAUAAACUUAACUAUUUUUACAGCA